Lucilia cuprina (Australian sheep blowfly) is the source of this 1107-nucleotide messenger RNA. RefSeq lists its product as uncharacterized. NCBI's taxonomy places the organism in Eukaryota, Metazoa, Arthropoda, Insecta, Diptera, Calliphoridae. The record is from RefSeq and is a predicted model, not a curated record. The transcript is spliced from 3 exons. Bases 16 to 1107 code for a protein of 363 amino acids.
GCUAGUGGUAGUUUUAUGGGAACACAACUUCAAAAUACUACACCUAGAAGUGUAGAUCCUAGUGGGCCAACGGCAUACGAGCCACCACCAUACUGUAACCCUCCACUGCUCCACUUAGGAGCUCCAGCUGUAACGCCUCAAAAAGCAGCACCUAUGUUAACUGCAGCUGCUGGAAUAGGACAGCCUCCUAGUCUACAAGCAUACGCCCAUAUUGGUGGUGGAAUAAAUAUACCAGCUGUAGGUCUAGCAGUUGGUGGUGCAGCAUCAAAUACAGAGCAUCAUACAAACAUAAAACAACGAAAACACGCAAUUCCAAUUACUAAUCCUGACACUUUAGAGAUCGUAACAUUUGAACACUUGGCUGCUGAUGUCCAAACACAGACACAGCCAGAAAUUCCCGCUAAAAAUGAAAUAAAUGUUGAAUCUGUAUCAAUACAGACAGAAAAUGACAAUUCAUUAACUGCCUCGAUAGCGAGUAAUGCUUCAGAUGUUAUGACACCAACGCAGUCACGAUCGAUAUCUAUUCAGACAGAUGAUGGAAACUAUGAUAUCGUUAAGAAGAUCAGUGGUUUAGAAAUAGGAACUCAAACUGUUUCAGUUUCAGUUGUUAAUACCGGCACUCAAUCGUCACACUCUGAUAGCGAAUCGCCGAAAAAAGUUACUUACGAUGACCCCAAUGACACAGAUGCAGACACUAAAGAACAUAAGUUGGACAAUGAAGAUGAUGUUCUCGAUACAAUUAAUGGAAAUUUAACCUGUGUUGAUCAAGAAUUACCAGAUAACGUUUCCAAAGAUCAACAAGAGGCUGAAGAUAUUCCUGCUGGUGAUCUUCUUAUAAUACAGCCUGUAGAGUCUGAUUCUGAGCAUUCCGCAGAAACGGAGGUCAAUUCGAAGGAUGAGCCUUGCACAAUAUCUGUACAAACUUCCGUUGAUAAUAAAGAUGAAGUAAAAUCCAAAGAAAUUCAACAAGAUUUGCCACAGUCCGUAUCAUUUUUUGUUGCCAGUGAACCAAAAAGAGGUCGUAAAAAUAAAAAAGCAGUUAAGCGAAAGGAAAAAAUACAAAGGAGGAUGAAACAGCAAAAUAUUAAAUCCAAUAGCGGUAAGUAA